CGCAGUGCUGCAGCAUCUGCCACGCGUCACAUGGUGAUUGGCCGAGCGCUUGUUGGGAUUGGCCUGGGAAUCGUAUCUGGCUCUGUUCCUCUCUACAUAUCUGAGGUAACCCCCACCUCAUCUCGCGGCACAUGGGGCACGUUGGCUCAGCUUUCAACAAGCGUUGGCGUCUUCUCUGCUCUGCUCAUUGGCUUGCAUCUGGAGCAAGAUCACAGUUGGUGGCGUGGCAUGUUUCUCCUGGGCGCUCUCCCUCCCUGCCUCUUGCUGCUCGGCAUGGCAUUUGCGGCACCAGAGACUCCCCGUUGGCUGCUGCUU
Messenger RNA from Closterium sp. Naga37s-1, 315 nucleotides. NCBI's taxonomy places the organism in Eukaryota, Viridiplantae, Streptophyta, Zygnematophyceae, Desmidiales, Closteriaceae. The record is from the annotation of a GenBank genome assembly.